Messenger RNA from Amblyraja radiata (thorny skate), 6754 nucleotides. Its product is annotated as sodium/potassium/calcium exchanger 2-like. NCBI's taxonomy places the organism in Eukaryota, Metazoa, Chordata, Chondrichthyes, Rajiformes, Rajidae. Gene Ontology annotation, molecular function: calcium channel activity; calcium, potassium:sodium antiporter activity. The transcript has 8 exons. The record is from RefSeq and is a predicted model, not a curated record. Gene Ontology annotation, biological process: calcium ion transmembrane transport; intracellular calcium ion homeostasis; long-term synaptic potentiation. Gene Ontology annotation, cellular component: plasma membrane. Bases 51 to 1025 code for a protein of 324 amino acids.
AGCCACGUCUGCAGCGGGGAGGGAGCUCGGCUUCCCUGCACAACACCCUCAUGAGAAACAGCAUCUUUCAGCUAAUGAUCAACACUCUGGAUCCGCUGGCUGAAGAACUUGGAGCAUAUGGAAAACUAAAAUAUUAUGACUCAAUGACAGAAGAAGGUAAAUUUCGUCACAGAGCUUCAAUACUUCACAAACUGGCCAAAAACAAAUGUAAUGUAGAUGACGGUGAGAAACCCAAUAGCACUCAUAAUCACACAGACAAAGUAGAGCUGCCAAAUACCGCAAACGUAGCAGUUGAAGUGACACCACCAAAGGAUCUUUCCCCACCAGUGCAGAACGGAAGCUUGCCCAAUGGAGCAGAGGUUGCAAUCGGCCAGGCUGAAGUUACCACACAGAAUGACUAUGAGGACCAGCCACUUACCUUGGCCUGGCCAGAUACAGCACGCAAACGGAUUAUCUAUCUAGUAAUACUGCCUAUUAUUUUCGUAUUGUGGAUUAGCUUGCCUGAUGUCAGGAAGAAGAGGAUGCAGAAAUAUUUUGCCUUUUCUUUCUUGGGAUCAAUCGGCUGGAUUGGUGGAUUUUCCUACUUGAUGGUCUGGUGGGCUCACCAGGUUGGGGAGACUAUUGGGAUCACCGAAGAGAUUAUGGGAUUGACAAUCUUAGCAGCAGGCACUUCGAUUCCUGACCUAAUCACAAGUGUAAUCGUUGCACGGAAGGGACUUGGUGAUAUGGCAGUGUCCAGCUCAGUUGGAAGCAAUAUAUUUGACAUUACGGUUGGGUUGCCUCUGCCAUGGCUCCUGAAAGCUUUUUCCAACAACUUAAGCCCUAUCAUAGUCCGCAGUAAUGGCCUAUUCUGCGCUAUCGUCCUACUGUUCAUUAUGCUCAUCUUCGUCAUCCUUUCAAUUGGAGCCUGCAGAUGGAAAAUGAACAAAAUUCUCGGUUUAAUAAUGUUUAUACUAUACAUUUUGUUUCUGAUUGCCAGUGUUCUAUUGGAAGAGAAAGUCAUCCGCUGCCCUGGUACGGUGUGAGCUUUGCGAUUGUACGCUUUUUCUCACUUUGAGGUAAAGAUGGGAAAAUAAGAACUCAUCCUGCUUGCUGCAGCUCUGUUUUUUUUCCCCAGAUUGACUCAGCCAGCACAUGCAAUUUAAUGGUGAAUGAGAAAGUAAUACUAAACAAUAACAACUGGUUUUUUUUCUUGAUUGGUUGACUUUUUGAACUCAUUUCAAGCAAAUUAAUAAAGUUGAUGUUUGUGUCUUGGAGGGAUGUACACUUUCUGGGAUUUCACGGGAUUACUCCGAUAUCUGUUGAAAGACCACUGCCCAAGUUGGUUAAAGACCCCUUUAGAAGGUUCAUUUCAAUGUUCUUUUUUGUUGCUAGAUGAUACUUCAGUGGCAAACUUUUUCUGCCAGAUUUUCAGAUAUUGACAUAAUAUCACAUUAUAUUUCAAAAUGACUGGUGUGAAGUAAUUUAUUUUUAAAGAUAAAAUGGUGCAUUAAACUGAUUUUGAGGGCAUCUUCUUGGUUUGGGAAUGGGGUAAUAACAUUUAGCCAGUUAGCCAAAACUUGCCUGUUCUUCAGGUACCACAAAUCAGAUUAGUGCUGGAGUUGUAAUGUUUAGUACAGUUAUAUCUGUUAGUAUUAGAUUGUAUUUUUUUGCACAUCUAUUAAAUCAUUAUACAAUUUUAUGUUUUAAUUAUUAACAUAUUUUUUUUUUCUGCUUAGCACAGCAAUUUUAAUCAUCAGUACAAUUCAUGAAUAAAACAAUUAAGCUGCUAUAGAUUGAAAGUAUCAAAAACAGGUGUGAGUGGCAAGAUUAAGGUUACAGAGCUAUUAAUCUUUUGCUAAGGUCAUAGCUAUUUAUCUAUUGUAUACAACAUUAUUGCUUCACUGCCUAGCACAGAACAAAAUCUGUCACUGACAUUCUGCCACAUUGUGGAAUCAACACCUUAGGGCCUAUAGAUUAUUUCUGCACUUUACUUAGUCAAUUACAGAUAAACAUUGGUGUAUGCUUUCUUUUCACACUUUUUUUCAAGACCAUAAUAUAUUUCCAAAGUAAACCUGAUCUGUAACAGGUUAAAAUAGUAUUUUGUUGAUUUCCAGUUGAUACUGUUAACUUUAUUCUUGAAUGUAACUUUUUUCAGGAGUCUACAUUCCUCUGUACUUUUGAUUAGAUUACAUAUACACCCUCAAAAUGCAAGUGCGGUAAUGAAUUGGGUUGCUAAUCCAUUCAAAAAGAAUUAAGAAUGUAUAACACUUUUGCACAAACCACACUAGUUUUCCUCUCACAAGAUAAACUUUGUGCAGUAUUUACAGGGAAAUUCUAACACAGGCAUAAGGUGUGGCAUGCAAGUCCACAUUGUGCUCUCUUGACAUUACUUCUAAUAUAAGUCUUUACUCUCCAUGCUACUGUUACAAGCUUUAUGUUAUUUGAUCAAUACACCAGAUUCAGUGAAUUGGGAGAUAUUAUAAAAGUGUGUUUUUAAUUAAAUAAAUAUAUAAAUAUAGAUACAUACAUAUAUAUAUAUAUAAUAUGUAAACUAGGGCUUUAUAAUGUUAAUGUUCAGCUGAUAUUCAAAUAGCUAGGAUUCAAUGGGUUCAUUUACAGCUGUCAAUAAAAAUUAAAACAGCAAUAACCUCACCUUGAAGUCCAUUUUGGGCUGAUGAUGGCCAUAAUGUAUGUAAUGAAAUGAUUUAGGAUUAUUGUCAAUCUCGGGACAACAUGUGCAAUGUGAUGUUUAUGUGAUGUUCUUGCAAGCAUUAUGUGUUUGAAGUGCAAAAGAAGCUGUGUGUACUUAUCAAAAACAUUUAUCAAGUCAAUGAUUGGUUUUACAUGAUGAACGUAGGGAUCUGAAACAUAAGAGACAAAACAAAUAUGCACUCACCUUUCCAUUGAUUAUAUUUUUCAAUCUCUAACUUUAACUCUUAAUACAAUAGGUUCUGAUACAUAUUUCAAAUUACAAUGACUCAUGCUCUCUUUUGUCCUGUCAUUGGUAUUAACUGCCAGCAAUAUGAUAAAAUUAGGAUUCAGCUAUGGCACUAUUUUUCAAUAUCUUUGCUAUUAAAAAUCAUUAUAAAAAAACAUUUUCACAAGGUAAUUUCACUAAAAUUUAUUGUUGAGUAAAGUGCUUCAAUAUUUUCACCUCAAAAUGCAAAAUGGGAUCAAAUUAAUCAAUCUAAUUUGAUAGAAUAAUGUCUUUAAAUUAUCUGCUGUGAUUAGGAGCAUGUAUUUUGGACAUGAAUACCAGUUCUACAACUUUUGUCUUUAUUUUUUUACGUACUUGUCCUUCCACUAUGUUCUAAUUAACUUUGCUGAGUUCAUCUUUGGGUGUAAUAAUGCAUACAAAAUAUUGUGGUGCCCUCCCUAAAUUUUCUUAUCGUAAAGACAUCUCCACAUCACACCAGUGAUCACAAUCCCAUGCUGUUAAAUCUAGAUUACACUUUCUAGUAGCUCCUCUUUAGUUGCACUGUAGUGGAAAGAGCUUUUGUUUGUGCUGUAAGAAAGCAAGGGCAGCAAUUUCUUCAGACUUGUUGGGGGUCAUAGGGUAUGCAUUUCAACCAAGCUCAAUUAGAUUUGAAUCUCAGUCCUGUAAAGGCAGCUAAUCUACUUUUAAAACAAGAAAUAAUGUUAUUCAUUUGUCCAAUAAGCAAUGGUAAAUUCCAAGGUUCUGAAGAGUGGGAAUGGGCAGAAGACAAUCUUAAUCUGCCCCCAGACAAGAAAUUACAAUAUUUAAAUGUUUAUAUCAGAAACAUUUGCCAUCAAUAAAAUAAAAAUCCUAGUUAGAACUGAUCUGGCUUUUCACAAUAAUCAGUAAAUGGGGAACGGCUCUCUUUAUUUGCAUAUUCAGGAAUAACGUGUGUGAUAGGCGGGUGCAGUGGAUGCUUAAAAACAAAGUUCUGUCUAAAUGUACCUCAAAUUGAGCCCCCGCUGUAGCACUGUGACAAAUGUAAUACCUCUUAAAAUUGGUGCAUUGCAGGCUAACUUCUUCCUUAAGAUAAUGCAUGGGAGCUGCUAUCACUUAAUCGCUUGAGCCUUUCAUUACGUAGAGUUUUAACGUGAUUAAAUUUUUAAAGGAUUUUAAAUUAUUCAAAAGAUUAAUGAUUAUCUUAAUAAUAGCUAAAGGAAGUUUGGAUCAAAUUAUAUGGUGCAUGCAUAAUUUUUUUCUAAUAUAUCUCUUCCUCACUGAACAUCACCAACGCUAUCCCACCUCCACAUUUAAAGCCUCCAAUCCAGUCAUUAUUUAUUCCAAUCUCCGUGGAAAUCUGUGACCAUAGGAAUAGGCAGAGAUGUUGAUGUAACUACCAUUUAAAUGCAGUAUGAAACUAGUUAAUAUGAGACUGGAGAAAUGGCUCAACCACUGUUCUAUGCACCAGGCUACUGUCUAAUAAGCCCAAGAUUGGAAACUCAUCAGUAUAAUGAUCAUGGGAGCAAAUUUGCUUCUGACUCUAUAUAGUUCAACUGCACGGUCCAUUCUUAAAAUUAGUAAUUACUUCAGAAACUUGUAGGCACAAAAAUCAGUUACUGAAAGUUACAAUACAUGAAUAAGAAACAAUGUACUCCUGGUCAAACUUAAAUUAGGUUAAUAUUUUAAUACCUCUACAGUUGAGGACAAUCUCCAAUAAUAUUAUUGCAACUGUUGUUUGCAGAAGCCCUCAUUCGUUAUAAACAAGAUGCACUCAGUCUGAGUUAAUGGAUAAUGGUCAGCAUAAUCGUGAAGUCCAAAAUAUUUUUAAUCGCUAUGAUUGUGCAGCUUAAUAAAUGUUAGAAUAACUUAUUGCAACAUUGUGAUAAUGUCCUCCUUUACAUCAGCAAAUAACAUAAACUACUAUGUUAAAGACGAGUUUGGCCUUGGUUCAGUGAAUUACCGAUUCUUAUAAAAAUUGCAUUUCUUAGGUUGACAAUACUCAAUUAUUUGUUUUAUUGACAGCAGUAAAUUAACAGAACAGGAAUAAACAUAGCAAUGACAUAAUUACUUCAAUUCACUAAUUACUUACACCAACCCACAGUGAGUUUGGACAGAGCAGUAAUUAUUAUAUAAGCUACUUGUUAAUGAUUCUGGAUAAAUCAACCUCUCCCACUGACCACUCACUUGUAUUUCUGAAUGUACUGCAUGAAAAUUAAAUGGUGACUUUUAACUAAACCAUUUCUGCACAGAAUGAUGUUUCUAAGCAAAGAAUAUGCGAUGCAAAUUUAAUCUAACGAACGGUUAAAUAUAUAAUGUCUGGAUUUAUUAUACGUUCCAGGGCAUCAGUGGGUACUGUCUGAGUUGUAGAAGAUCUAAAUUCAGUGGGUAGACAUACCUCAGAUCUUGCCAUGCUUCAAUAGAAUAACCAUUAGAAUUUGCAUUAUGCGUGGCUGCUAGGUAUAAGACAGGUAAGCAACAGGCCUUCGGAACAGUCAUCACCACUUUAAAUCUGUUUUGAAAUAUAAUAAAUGGAUAGAGAUUUGAAAAUGCUGUGAUCCAAUGUCUGGUGGAAGACCUUACAAAUGUGUUUUAAAGCUAACUAAUACUUAUAGAGGCACAUAAUUAACCUUUAUUAAGCACUGUAGAGCACUUAUGUAAAAAGAUAUGUUGGGCUGAAAUGUGCAUGUCUUUUUAAUGAUGCAUACAUCAGUUUGGGGAAUUAACACAUUAUAAUGUUUCAUUGGGAAAACUCAUCAGUGCUGUAAAUCAUUGAAAAAUGUUUCAAUUUUGCUUCUCCUAUAUCUGAAGCAAAGCAAUAUUUGACUGCAAUAUUUUAAUGGUAACUGUCUGUUCUCAAAUAGUCAAUACAUCAGUGAGUAUCUGCCAAUAUGCCUGGAGAUUAUUGCUAAUCUAGGCUUCAGAUUUUAUUUUUCUGUUUAAAUCUAGUCAUAUAGAAGGAAGAUUUCUCCCUUAACAAUGAUAAAGAACAAUCUGGAGAUGCUGAAAUAAAAUAUGCAGCAUCUGGAAAGACAGAUCCAUGUUACAAGUGGAUGAUCUCCAUCUAUAUUAAUACAGGGCCUCCAAUCUAAACAUUCAUUUGUCUUUUUCUCAAUAGCUGAUUGUGUUGUGUUUGUGCUUUUUUGUCACAAGUGUAUAUUUACCUCAAUGGGAAGUUUUACAAACAGGCCAGAGUUCCUAGCAAUGCCAAAAACAACAUAGUAUAAAACCUCCUUUUUACACUUGUUAUCUACCUGAUUUUAUUUAACCAUAGGAAAGUUUGCAUCUGCUACAACCCAACUUAAGCAUUUUCUUUUUUUUAAAUGUACACAAAUAUUUCAGCAAUAUGUGCACUCCCUCUGUUUACUUGCCUGACAAAUUGUCUUGCAAUGUAUUUUCUCAAAAAUUCAUAAUCCCUUUAGUUCUGUCUUGGCAUACUGUAAUCUUCCCUAAUAUUAAUUAUGAAAGCUCUGCACAUUGGCUUUGCAGUAACCAAUGCAACUUGAUUUAAUAUUCAAAGAUUGAUUACUAAAAAUGGGAUGUGACAUGCAUAAUAUCAAAAUUCUGACAAAACCAUAGGCUAGAAAUCAAAUGUACUGUAAUGUGUAUUGAUGUAAUCCUCAUUACCAAGCUCAUUAACAGUAGUGCACAACUGUAUAUAGUAACAAAAAUAUUUGUACAUAAUCUAUUUAAAGUAUACAUUAAUGGCUUUCUGAUGAGAAAUUUGUUCAUGCACUAUUGUUAUCGUUCUCGCUGUGUCCGUAAGGUUUCUCCACCUAAAGACAAUCUGUUUCAAUUGUGUCUCUUUCUGUAAGAUAUAAUAAGUGUGGAAAUAAAAAUAUCAAAUUAACAAAUUAA